AUGUCCGAAUUAGUUCAAGAGGGAAAUAUCUUUAUUCUCUACAUUCCAAUAUCAUUCUUAAUUCCAAAAGUUGAAGAAAUUCAUAGAUUGCUUGAUAUUGUAGAGAGGCAUGAAGGGCCAACAGCUUUAAUUAUUACUUCAAAACACCCUAAAAUAUUUUCUGCAGGAAUGGACCUUAAAUAUAUGCAAAAGCUCGGAGCAGGUCAUGGGCUUCCAAUAUUUGCUGCACUAAUGGGACUUUAUGGAAGACUUUUAUCUUUUAAAGUGCCUACAAUAGCAGCUCUUAAUGGACACACAAUUGCAGGGGGUUUGAUGCUUUCCCUUUCUUUAGAUUAUCGAAUAAUGGCAAAAGGCAAAUUUACUAUGAAAAUGUCAGAAUUAUCCCUAGGAUUAGUCUUACCAAGGGGUGGUGCGACUUUAUUAUCAACAAAGCUCGGCCCUGCCACAUAUCGAGAUCUUGUGCUAAAAUGUAAAACAUUUUCAGCUGAAGAGGCUUUAGCAAAAAAUAUUAUCGAUGAGCUAGUUGAGCCUCAGGAUUUAAUGAAACGAGCUAGAGAGCUAGCAAAUGAGUUAUCAAGUCUAGGAGAUAAAAAGGAUGUUUAUGAAUGCGUUAAAAAAAGCAUUUAUUAUGAUGCAAUUGAAAUAACUUCAAAAGCAGAAAUAAGAGACAUUGAAUGGAAAACCAUGGGUAUGGAAGUUCCUAACUCCCAUCUUUAAAUUGGAAUAAAAUAUAUGUAAAAUUUCCAUUUUUUGGUACUUUAAGAAAGUUUAAUUGGAACAAUUUUAUAGGCAAAAAUAUUAAUUUUUAUAAAAUUAGAUUGGCCUAAUUUAAUAGAAAAAAGUGCAAGUCAAGUAUUAUUUAACGCUGUAUCAUUAAAUCUUUUGAAUAAUUAAUCAUAAAAUAAAUUAAAAUUCAUAAUACUGCUUUCAUCUAUUUUAAAAAUUUUUAAAAAAAAUUAAAACUCUUUUAAUUGGAACUAUUUUUUUUUAAUUUUUACAGGGGUAGUAAACUUUAA
Blepharisma stoltei is the source of this 1016-nucleotide messenger RNA. Lineage: Eukaryota; Ciliophora; Heterotrichea; Heterotrichida; Blepharismidae. The record is from the annotation of a GenBank genome assembly.